Molecule: messenger RNA, 2259 nt
Organism: Leishmania braziliensis MHOM/BR/75/M2904
Lineage: Eukaryota; Euglenozoa; Kinetoplastea; Trypanosomatida; Trypanosomatidae
Exons: 1
Coding region: 1-2259 (752 amino acids)
Source: RefSeq, a predicted model, not a curated record
AUGGCAACGCCUGCCGAGGUGGAUCCUAUGGUGGCACUGGUGGAGUCGUGGGACACCUACCUUGUCCCUUCGUCUCGACUACAUUCCUCAAGGGAGUGGCCUGCGCAGGACUGUCCUCGUAUCGCACAAAGCACGCGCGCUUUUGCUUCGGAACCAUCGGUGUUUCGCUAUCACCUUAACGAUGCGUGCCCCAUCUUCACUCCAGGUGAGCAAGACAAUACUGACCAGGUCAGUCUAGCGACCUCUGGACCGCCCAGCGCAGGCGCUCCCGCCGAUGGAGCCACUGAGUUUUCAGCGUCGUCGCUCCUGUGGUUGCUCACACUUGUGAGUCGGAACGCCGAGCUUCUGAGGGCCACGGCUCACCUCUUCCUGCAGUUCAAUGCCCAGUUUGCGGCACUCGUAGACUCGAACGCGAUGACAGUCAACGCGCUCCGCACACGUCACCAACAGCAGCUAGCCUCCUUGCUAGAGAUGACAGACAAGUAUACGGCGGAGGACAUGAUUGUGGACUCCGUGGUCACAGAACGAGUCAUUUUGCAGCAACAGGGGGAGCUGGACACCCUUGAGCGCCACUGCGCCGCGGAGGAGAAGCAGCUUGAGGCAGAUCUGCAAGUGACGCUCUGGAGGUUUCUCACUACGUCGGCGCCGGAUGCCGUGGCAGCUGCCAAUCGUAAAGAGCAGUCGCUUAGCUUGGCGAACGGAGAUCACGGCGCGGGUGUUGGGGGAAGCCCUUAUCGUCCCGAGGUUGACGUCAGCCGGUUUGCUGAGGUGCGCAAAACCACCACCUUAAACGCGCGGCGCAGCAGCACCGCCGUUGCACCGUUCUGGCCUGUCCACCUGGUGCCGGUACGCACCAUCAAGCUACCUAACGAGGUGGGCGAUGCAUUUGCGGCUUCAGCGGUAUCCUCGACGCGGUCACCAUCGAGGCGAUUGAAGGAUUCAGCGCUUCAGCCUAUCAUUCUGGAUAUUUCACCCGUCUCUGGACUGCCACGCUGCCUCGAGUGUUGCACCGGUACUCAGCCUGGCGCCAUCGCAUCGACCGUGUGGAGCGCGGCGGAGGAACACCUUCUCCGUCUCGCACACACCCGCCACUCCGUGCUGCUCUUUGUUGGCACCGAGUUGGCCGCGCUGGAUCUGAUGCAGAAGUGUAGGGCGCCGGAGCUGCUGCUGGGAGCUGGGCACAGCUGCCGUGACGUCUUUCAACGCUUGGCAAACCAUCCCGUUCUACAGGUUCUUUUCACGACUCGGCUUUGGGGCGCCAACGUCGUUCUCUUGUGGAACCCCGCGCAGGAUGUUGCACCCGCUGCGGAAACACAGACGGUGGUGGAGGAUGCGCUGGAGCUAGCGUACGCGUGGGGCGCGGACAUGUUCUCUGUGGCGGUGUUGGAAGGCGCACGACUGCCGAGUUACGCGGCAACUGGUUGCUUCACCGCGAUGGUGACGAGAACCUCGUCGACGUCGGCAGCGUUUCUUGCGUCCCAGGCGGUGUCGAUGGAGGUUCUGCGCCAACUGCGCAACGGUGUCACACGAGAGCUUCUCGACACGGCUGGCGCGCGCCGAGCCCGUCGGUGGCAAGGCACGGCUACAUGGAUGCCGAACGGAAUUGGUAACGCCGCUGCUGCCAUGACUGGCACGGGCAUGUGCCCUCGCGCAGUAGGAGUAUUGUACACCAGUCAAUCAGCCCAGCAAGAGCAGGAGAACCAGCUGAAGGUGCGGCAGGUGUCAUGUGCUGGUUCAUCAGAUAAGCCUAAUGCGGUUUCCCCUCUUCGCAAAGACAACUCCAUCGUGUCUGUCAAUUCAUCCUCUUUCCUCUUCACGCCAACAUCAUCUCCCAGCUCAUUCCGCGGCCCGUGCAUCACCUUCAAUACCCCGCUGGCCAUUCGUGCCUUUCUUCCGUUGGGAGAAGAAUACUUUAUCUCGGAACGGUCUAGCCGGGGAAGGGGGUGCAGACGCAGUGGCUUUGAUGCAGCUUCCCUGAAUAUCCCUAACCAUGAGCGAGGCGACGCGCAUGGACUGCUGCGCCGGCCAGUCUCGUCGACUGCCACGGAAGAUGACGACGCCUCCUUCAGCAGCAAGAAGGAUGCAGGCUUCUUAUACGAAAGCUUCAGUGCUACCUCCGUGCGUGCGUCAUCUGCGGCUCUUGAUGCAGUGGAGGCUGGCAGCAGCGGUGGCGAGGUAGGGCUGCGUCAGUCAUCGGAGAUGAUGACUCUGGAGUCACUCAUUCAGCACACCUUUGGAGACUUUGCUGAAAUCCUCUAG